UCGGCCGCACGCGCCUCCGCGAAAGCUUUCGUUCCUCGUACACAAUGAGCUGGGACCAGGAGCACGACCGGCCAUGCGACAAGCUGGAAAUUAAUGAAGCUGUCGGAAAACUGCUGCGGAAUUUCAAUUAUGAAAACAUCAUUCCACAGCCUUCCAAAGGCGGCGGCUGCAUGCGGCGCGCGCACGUGAAGCGGCCUAUGAAUGCCUUCAUGGUGUUCGCUCAGGCCAUGCGCAGGCGCCUCUCCGAGCAGCGGCCGGCGCUGCACAAUGCAGAGCUCAGCAAGUCGCUUGGCAGCAUGUGGAAAGGUCUGAGUGAAGAGCAAAAACUGCCGUUCAUCAAAGAAGCAGACAAACUGCGCACUCAGCAUAAACGGGAGUACCCUGACUAUAAGUACCAGCCGCGGCGCCGUAAGCCGCCUCCUACCAGCACCCGGUUGAAACGGGAGCCCUCUCCUGACAGAGACCAGAUUGACUUCGCUGGCAUGCCGGAGAUCUCACCAGCUCUACUGCCGGACGGGCCGCCAGAUGGCGCAGAACUCGACCAGUACUUAAAACCAGGCAAUAUGCCCGAAUACCACGAACUUCAAAACAGAUACUCUGCGCACAGCUUAGCUCAUCACGGCCCACCACCAAUCUACGCACCAAUACCCCCACAUCUUCACCCUUCGUGUGCAGACUGGCAAAACUAUCCAGGACAACCGUAAAGUGUUUCGUAGUGUUGUGUAAUUCCCCGAUCUAGUGAUAAAAAAAUAAAAACUUUAUCGUCGCGAGUAUGACGAACGAGCAUAGCUUUUUUGUGAGCUUUUAAAUUAGGUCACGCAAAUAGGUAUAGUUAUAUUGUAUAAUAUAUCACAUACCGCCAGUCGGAACGAUGCGCACGUGCGUGUAAUCAUGAACAAACAUUUGCCAUAAAAUUAUUAAUACAUCGUAGACUUCAGCAAUGCGUUCCUCCUGGCUUGUAAUUAUUUGUUAAGUUACAUUCGUUUAAUAAAACACGACCAUUCUGAAUUAGAUGGCUACAAAUCUCCAAAAGCGAAUGACAGAUUACUCAUACCUACUACUUAACUAAUUACACAAUUUAAUCGGUCCAUCUACAAGAAAACGGCCAUGCAUGUGAAAUAUUAUAUUAUUUUUAAAAUCUCUAUGAAUUAUUCUUGUGAUUCAUGUCUAAUAUAAUUUUUAAACUCCAUGGAAUCCAAAGUUAAUUAAGAAUUAUGUUACUAAAAUGUAAACAAUGGUUGCAAUUCCUUGAAUCUUAUAAAUUACUAGUCACUUAUUAGAUUUUGCACUAAACUAUGAAAAGUCAUCAUCAUAAAAAUAAUUUAAUAAAUAAUAAAACAUGAUAAAGGAACGUUAUUUAUAUUGGAUAAAACCAAACUAAUUAAUUGAAAUAUUCUAUAAAAUAAACUAAAAAUGAUUAUUAUGUUAGAGAAUUGCCACCAUUGAUUUAAAUUGAAGUUUAUGGAUGAUCUAGUUGAUAAGAUAUAAGUUAAAGAAUUAUUCAUUAGGUUUAAAUUAUAAGAAACUCGUAAUUUUAAAGUUAAAUCGGGAAACAAGACAAAUCCUUGUUUUCAUUAAGCUUUGUUUAGCCUAAUAUUUUAAUCAAAAUUUAAGUUACAUUACUUAGGGACUAUUUUAUUUGUAAAUAUAUUUGUACACUACCUAGGUACAUCACUAUUACUUAAGACAAUGCAGACUACAAAUGGUUGAUAAAUUAUUUUGUUGGAAAUACUUAAUGUUUUGCUUUAUUUAAAAAUAAAUAUUUUAC
Ostrinia furnacalis (Asian corn borer) is the source of this 1768-nucleotide messenger RNA. RefSeq names its product transcription factor Sox-9-A. Bases 45 to 704 code for a protein of 219 amino acids. Gene Ontology annotation, biological process: regulation of transcription by RNA polymerase II. The record is from RefSeq and is a predicted model, not a curated record. Gene Ontology annotation, cellular component: nucleus. Lineage: Eukaryota; Metazoa; Arthropoda; Insecta; Lepidoptera; Crambidae. Gene Ontology annotation, molecular function: RNA polymerase II cis-regulatory region sequence-specific DNA binding; DNA-binding transcription factor activity, RNA polymerase II-specific. The transcript has 3 exons.